AUGGCUCCAGCUUUUAGUAUAGAAGACCAAUUGCAGCAGUUUGAGAGUCAGAGGUAUCCGUCUGUGGAAGAAACUACUAAGAAUAACCGAUCUAUAAUUUAUACACGCAAGAAGCUCUUCUUUGAUGAUCUCAAGCAUUUAAUUAAAGUCCUCGGAUACUUAUUGAUUGUUAUUGCAUAUCUUAAGGACAACUCUUCUGUACUUCUAAUACUACGGUUUUUUAAUCAAUACUGUUUGUCAAAUCCAUUUAUUACGGCCGGCUUGCUAACAGAAGAAAGAAAGAGGGCGAUGACGAGACAUUUACUUAUUCUGAUAUUCAUAAUUAACGCCAUAUGUUUUGCAAUUCACAUAUUACGCAGAGGAUCCUACUCUGGAGGUAGAGAUACGUUACAUGGCGGGCUUUCUGUCCAGUUUAUAGGAGAACUGCCGUCAUUUUUUCUUCUAGUCGUAAUUAACGUCGCGAUACUUUUGGCUCAACUACUCUAUCAUAACGUUAUGUGCGUGGUAGAUAUGCCUGAGCUUCUCAAAUCCCCAGACACUAGCUCGUAUGGAUAUGAAACCGAUAAAAUAAUACUACAGGAAGAUGGAUAUAGUGGAGACGUAAAUUUAGUCACGAUGGAUUUGCUUGGUGAUAUUAAAAAAGUUUGGAAUUAUGGUGAAAGGCUUGAUUAUAAUCAAUUAUCUUCUAAUCCAUUUGUUGACUCAUCGAGAAGUAUAAACCAUGAUGCCACGGAGAGUUAA
This is a messenger RNA of Priceomyces carsonii, 741 nucleotides long. RefSeq lists its product as uncharacterized. Lineage: Eukaryota; Fungi; Ascomycota; Pichiomycetes; Serinales; Debaryomycetaceae. Gene Ontology annotation, cellular component: Dsc E3 ubiquitin ligase complex; endoplasmic reticulum. Gene Ontology annotation, biological process: SREBP signaling pathway. The record is from RefSeq and is a predicted model, not a curated record. Bases 1 to 741 code for a protein of 246 amino acids. The transcript has a single exon.